GCCGUGACUUCCUCGCCUGCUUGUAUGGACCCAGGAUCUAGCUGUUUUCUUCGCUGUAUGUCUGACGUGGAAAGUGGCGAAAGACCCAUCACCAUCAUCCCCCAUUCGUGCUGGAUGCUGAGUGGAGCUUUAAAUUAUUUUGAAUAAUUCGUCUCGUAGUACAUUCCGGGAAUUGUGUGCCGACGGCCCUGGGUACCUGGUUACCAAAGAGAGCAGGAAGACUCGAAUCCGAUAAGAUCGUGCCGUGCCGUGCGGGAGAAAAAGGAAGUGACCGGAAAGCGACAUCGUUUGUAGGUUUACAUUGUUGAGAAACGGCCACAAAGGGUAGCAGAAGAGGAAAUCCGGCGCGAAAUGAAUCCACAAACGGCGCACUAUGGCCAGUAUCCACAGCAACAGGGCGGCUGGCCGCAGCCUGGUGUUCCACCGGUGGGUCCACCCGGAAUGAGUGUGAACGGGGGCCAACCUCAGCCAAUCCCGCCGCAACAGCAGCAGCAGCAGUUGGUUGGCCAGAUGCAAAGUAUGUCACUUGCUAGUGGACCUCCUAAAGUUGGUCCACCGAAUGCGAAUGGUCCGAUGGGUGGCGGUGGUCCUCCGCUACCAGGCUAUCCGAACCAGGGACCACCUCCUCAGAACAUGGGAGGUCGUCCACCGUCCGGUGCUGGUCCGGGUCCUGCUGCUCCCGGUGCUGGUGGAUAUCCUCCAUCGGCACAGCCGCAGCAGCAGCAGCAGCCUCAGCAAUCCCCUCUUCCUCAAGCUGGAGGGAUGACGAACGGUCCACCGAUAGGUGGUGGUGCUGGCGCAAGACCACCGAUGCCUCCAGGGGCUAAUGGUUAUGGUCAAACAAACGGCCACCAGUACGCCGGCGCUCCUGGUGCUGCCCCUCCAACAAUGCAGGCCACAGCUGGUGGCCCACCACGCCCCGGACAACCUUUUCCACCGCAACCUCUGCAGCAACAACCACAACAGCAACAAGCAUACCCGACCCCAGGACCACAGUUCAACGCAGGCUAUCCACAACCAGGUGUAGGAUUCGGAGCACCGGGAGUUCCUCCUACUGGCCCCGGACAAACUGGAGUGCAACAACCUAGACAACAACAACAGCAGUAUCCACCGAUGCCGGGUCAACAGAUGGCUCCGCCUGCACCCGGAGGUUAUCCUGGCCCACAGCAACCGGGCCAAGUAGGUCAAGCUCCACCGAUGCCAUCAAAUAUGCCCCCUAGGCCUUUUAAUCAAAUGGCUCCACCUGGUCCAGGGUAUAAUGCGAUGCCUCCGAUGCCGCAACAGCACCAGCAACCCCAUGGCUAUCCACCGGCACCUGGUGGUGGUCACUACCCUGGUGUCGGUGCACCUUCACCACCGCAGGCCAAACGGCUGGACCCGGAGAGUAUGCCCAAUCCGAUACAGCUGAUGGCUGAAAACCAGGAAAGCUGUGGCGGCAUCUUUGCGACGAAUACGCCCGGCCAUGUGCCUCCUCUCGUGGCCACGCGCUUCGUAACGCAGGAUCAGGGUAACGCGGGGCCCCGCUUCGUGCGCUCAUCGAUGUACAGCAUCCCGCAGACGGCCGAUCUGAUGAAGCAAAGCGCUGUACCAUUUUCGCUCAUCAUCUCACCAUUUGCCCGGCUGGCCGAUCAGGAGAUGGCCCCACCGAUCGUUGACUUUGGUGAGAUGGGACCGAUCCGGUGUAUUCGCUGCAAGGCGUAUAUCUGCCCGCACAUGCAGUUCGUCGAUGGUGGCCGCCGGUUCCAGUGUCAGUUCUGUAAGGCGACGACCGAGGUACCGCCCGGGUACUUCCAGCAUCUGGACCACACCGGCCAGCGGAUGGAUAAAUACGAGCGGCCCGAACUGGUGCUCGGUGCGUACGAGUUUGUCGCGACUAAGGAGUACUGCCGCAACAAUGUGCCACCGCGCGCUCCGGCCAUGGUGUUUUUGAUCGACGUGUCGUACAACAACGUCAAGUCGGGUCUGGUGCAGCUACUCUGCUCGCAAAUGAAGCAAAUCCUGGCCGGGCUACCGGUGGAUCAGGGCCAGACGCGCUCUUCGAUGAAGGUCGGCUUCAUUACGUAUAACAGCUCGGUGCACUUCUACAACCUAAAAAGCUCGCUGGCGCAGCCUCAGAUGAUGGUCGUUGGGGAUUUGCAGGAGAUGUUCAUGCCUCUGCUCGAUGGGUUCCUCGUCGAUCCGGAAGAGUCCGCAUCCGUGAUUGAUGCGCUGAUGGAGCAGAUUCCGCGUAUGUUUGCCGAUACGCGCGAAACGGAAACGAUCUUGCUGCCGGCUCUGCAGGCUGGCCUGGAAGCACUUAAAGCUUCCGAGUGCGUUGGCAAGCUGUAUGUGUUCCAGUCAACGCUUCCCAACGCCGAUGCGCCCGGUAAGCUGAAGGCUCGGGAGGAACGCAAACUGCUCGGUACGGACAAGGAGAAGACGGUGCUGACGCCACAGUCGACGGUCUACAACAUGCUGGCUCAGGAGUGUGUAGGUGCGGGCGUUUCGAUCGAUCUGUUUGUCUUCAAUAACGCGUACAUCGAUCUAGCCACGAUCGGCCAGGUCGCUCGGUUGACCGGAGGUGAAGUUUACAAGUACACUUACUUCCAGGCGGAUAUCGAUGGUCAACGAUUAGUGAGCGAUCUGAUAAAGAACAUUGCCCGCCCGAUCGCGUUCGAUGCAGUCAUGCGCGUUCGUACUUCGACCGGUGUGCGGCCGACCGACUUCUUCGGACACUUUUUCAUGUCGAACACGAAGGAUAUGGAAAUUGCUAGUAUCGAUUGCGAUAAGGCGGUGGCGGUGGAGAUUAAACACGAUGACAAACUGACCGAUGAGCUGGUGCUGAUUCAGGUGGCACUUCUGUAUACAUCAUGUUCCGGUCAGCGAAGGCUGCGCGUGCUCAAUCUUGCACUGAAGACGUGCAGCGAGUUGCUGGAGCUCUUCCGUUGCUGCGACAUCGAUUCGACGUUGUUGUUCUUCGCCAAGCAGGGCCUGACAAAGCUGAUGGACGGUACACCAGCGGCCGUGAAGGCAGCAAUCGUGCAGCGCUCCGUACAGUUGCUGGCCUGCUAUCGGAAAUAUUGUGCGUCGGCUACCUCGGCCGGACAGCUGAUAUUGCCCGAAGGCAUGAAACUGUUGCCGCUCUAUGUGAACUGUUUGCUAAAGAACGAUGCGUUCUCGGGCGGAGCGGAUAUGUCGAUCGAUGAUCGUUCGUAUGUGAUCUACUACGUGAUGAGCAUGGAUCUGCCGGCCUCGGUACACUACUUCUAUCCACGUUUGAUCCCGCUGCAUGAUGUGCACGUUGAGGCCGAGACAAUUCCAUCGGCAAUCCGUUGUACUGGUGAAAAGAUGCUCGAAGAUGGCGCCUACAUUCUAGAGAACGGUGUGCACAUGUUCAUGUGGCUCGGCCUAUCGCUGUCGCCGGAGUUUACGCAGUCGGUAUUCGGCGCCCAGUGCACACAGCAGAUCGAUACCGAUCGCACUGGGUUGCCAGUGUUCGAUAAUCCGCUGUCACGCCGUAUUCGUGGUAUUGUCGAAAAGAUACAGCAACAGAAACGUCGCUGCAUGAGGCUGACGCUCGUAAAGCAACGCGACAAGCUGGAAAGCGUACUGCGCCACUUCCUGGUCGAGGAUCGAGGCACGUCCGAUGGUUCAGUCAGCUACGUUGACUUCCUCUGUCAUAUGCACAAAGAGAUUCGUCAAAUGCUUAGCUAGCUGGAUAGAGGCAAUAUCGCAAGCAACGGGUUUUUCCUUGGCGGACGGUUUAGAUUUACUAAAAGUCGCAGUGCGGCCACUACUUUUACCUCUAAUUCAUAUACUACCACCACCGCGGUGCCGGAUGUCAAUGGGAAUGCAGUAAUGGGCAGCAUUGGCAGCCCGUGCUGCAAUCUUAAGCAGGAACAGCAGCAGCAGCAGCAGCAGCAGCAAUUGUCAUCGCCACCGCAACAACAGCGAACAAAGUUUGUGUGUGCCGCGCGGUGCCAGGGUUUCGUCGGUAAUCGAAUCGCUUCUCGAUACGACGAGGACGAUGAUGACGAGGAUGAAGAAGAGGGGGACGAAGAGGAUGGCGACGAGCAUGAAGGAGAAGAUGAUGCCGGUAUGGGCGUGAGAGCAAAUGGAACGAUCGUGGAGGAAGAUGAAGAUGGCGAGGAGUGCGAACCACAGGCAAGUCGGCCCCAGUCGUAUCGAGCGGCCAGUUACUCACAAAAUCGUGCGAAAGCGAAUCGUGUCCGACGAAGCUUUGGAGGCAGUGGCGGCGGCCGGUGGUAGAAGCAAUAUUAAUGGAUCCUUUACAUUUCCUUCUGGUAUGGAAGCAGCGUCUGUUUUGGUUGAUAGCGUAGCGUCCGUUGUAUCAUGAACUAUUACUAUUAUUAAUAUUAUUAUUGUAUUUUCGAUGUUUGUUUUGUCUCUCGUGGUAGAUUGUGCAACUCUGUUUCUUCUUUUUCGUUUAUCUUUUAAAACAUAAUCGCUCUGUUCUCUUUAGAUUAUUGUAUGCUUUUCAUUAGCGAGGGAAGAUCAAUGUAGCAAAUAGAGACAAAAGAUUCGGCAAAUGGAUACAGUAAGCGGGGUGCCCAUGCUUGAUUCCAUGAUCGGGCUGAUCGAGUGUUUCAGCACCGAUUAGCACCAAAAAACUUCCGUCUCCAGAUCGUCGAUGCAGCAACGCAGAGCGACACUGCUUGGAACCAAUUGGAGAGGAAUUUAACACAAACUUAAACAUUACCUUAAACAGUAUCGGCCGAGUUCACACGGCAAACGGUCGGCAGAGAGGUACAGUUAGGUGGCAUAUCGGUUUGGCCGGUUGGGCAUAUUGUAUGUACGUUUAUUGAAUCAAACGCAGUUAGCGAACAGAUAGCAAAAUAUAUACAUAUUAUCUUCAUUAUAC
Molecule: messenger RNA, 4861 nt
Organism: Anopheles darlingi
Lineage: Eukaryota; Metazoa; Arthropoda; Insecta; Diptera; Culicidae
Gene: Sec24CD
Product: protein transport protein Sec24C
Exons: 8
Coding region: 352-3693 (1113 amino acids)
Biological process (GO): COPII-coated vesicle cargo loading; endoplasmic reticulum to Golgi vesicle-mediated transport; intracellular protein transport
Cellular component (GO): COPII vesicle coat; endoplasmic reticulum exit site
Molecular function (GO): SNARE binding; zinc ion binding
Source: RefSeq, a predicted model, not a curated record